Molecule: messenger RNA, 3216 nt
Organism: Armigeres subalbatus
Lineage: Eukaryota; Metazoa; Arthropoda; Insecta; Diptera; Culicidae
Exons: 2
Coding region: 1-3216 (1071 amino acids)
Biological process (GO): proteolysis
Molecular function (GO): zinc ion binding; aspartic-type endopeptidase activity; nucleic acid binding
Source: RefSeq, a predicted model, not a curated record
AUGCCGAAAGCCACCACAACGGACAAGAAGUCACCGUCACUGAAGCGGCUCAAAACUCAACUGAAAGACGCACAAUCUUCUUUAAUGGACAUCCAGCGUUUUAUUGAUGGUUUCGAGGACCAAGCCUUGUCCAGUGAAAUUGAAGUUCGGCUGGAUAUGCUCGAUGGUUUGUAUGAGACUUUUAGUGAGACCCUCAUCGACAUCAAAUCUCAUGACGAUUUCAUUGAGGGGGACGAAUCGUACGAAAAAGAACGGGUAGAAUUCAGCGAUCGUUACUACGCCGCAAAAUCGUUUUUAAUGGAGAAGCUCAAGCAACGUCAGGAACCAUUGGACCAAUCUCUCCGUCCGGAGAAUACGACAAUUCAAGGCGAGUUCGUCGACCAUGUGCGUUUACCGCAAAUUAAGCUGCAAACAUUUACGGGGGAUGUGGAUGACUGGCUCAGUUUUCGAGAUUUGUUCACAUCUCUGAUUCAUUGGAGGAAGGAUCUCCCGAAGGUAGAAAUACUGCAUUAUUUGAAAGGAUGUUUGCAGGUAACCCGCCGAGGCUGGGAGGAAUACUCAGCCAACAAGGAACAGGAUUCUGUGAAGGACAUGCUAGAGUUUCUUCAGCGACGCACUCACGUUCUCGAAUCAUUGCCAACACGGGGUGCCAGUCAACAACAGCAGAAACCAAGAUCAGCAGUGCUCAAGACUAGUUCCAAUACGGCGCAAACAUCAGAGGGACGUUGUGCAGCAUGCUCUGGUAUUCAUUUGCUACAUUUGUGUUCAGUGUUUCAAAAGUUGACGGUCUCGGACCGAGAAUCUUUGUUGCGGACGAGUUCAUUGUGCAGAAACUGUCUCAAGGCUGGGCAUUUAGCUAAGGAUUGCCAAUCGAAGUUUUCCUGUAAAAAUUGCAAAAAACGACACCAUACUCUACUCUGUUUCAAAUCUGGAAAGGACAAUGCGAAAGUCUCUGUGUCAGCCAAACGAGACAAUGCUUCUCGAACAGAUUAUCAAGCUACAGCAGGUUCGAACUCAAGUCAGACCAAGGAAGCAUCUGAAACAGUGGUCGUUAGUGCAGCUCAGCAGUUCACGACACAAGUGUUAUUAGCAACAGCUGUUAUUGUUGUGGAGGAUGAUAGCGGGAAUCGGUUGCCAGCGCGUGCUCUGCUGGACUCGGGCUCGGAGAGUAACUUUAUCUCUGAACGUUUAAGUCAGCGACUUCGGGUAGCGAGAAGCAAGGUGGAUAUCUCAAUUUCCGGUAUCGGUCAGUCAGCGUCAAGAGUGAAGCAGCAAAUUCUGGCAAAGGUUUGCUCUAGAAUAUCUGAAUUUUCAAAGAAAAUGCGGUUCCUAGUUCUCCCGAAGGUUACGGUCAACCUACCAUCGUCGCCCAUAAACAUAACUGGAUGGACUAUUCCAGAUGGCGUAAUUUUGGCAGAUCCGACAUUCGCAAUGUCCAAGGACGUGGAUAUGGUGCUUGGAAUAGAACAUUUUUUCGAUUUUUUCGGGAGCGGUCAGAGGUUCUCACUGGGAAAUCAUCUACCAACCCUGAACGAAUCUGUUUUCGGUUGGGUAGUUUGCGGUGGUUGCUCCAACAUGAAGUCAUCUCCUCUUAUUAGUUGCAACGCGUCAGCGCGAGAAGGGCUGGACGCCUUAGUUGCUCGAUUUUGGUCCUGUGAAGAGGUUGAUAUGCCAGCUAGCAGUUACUCGCCGGAGGAAGCAAAAUGCGAAGCUCUGUUCGUACGAACGGUUCAUCGUCAGGCAGAUGGACGAUAUUCGGUUACGCUACCAAAAAUAGAAGACGGUAUAUCACGACUAGGCGAGUCAAGGGAUAUCGCUGUUAGACGAUUCCUCGGCACAGAACGAAGGUUGGCAAGGGACUCCAACCUCCGAACACAAUACAGCGCGUUCAUGAAGGAGUAUGAACAGCUAGGACAUAUGCGCAAGAUUGAUGAUCCGGAUUCGGUCAAACGGUGUUACUUGCCACAUCACCCAGUGGUCAAGGAGGAUAGCACCACCACCAAGGUACGUGUGGUGUUCGACGCGAGUUGCAAAACAUCAUCAGGCGUUUCACUGAACGAUGUUCUGCUGUGUGGACCAAUAAUACAGCAGGAUUUGCGAUCACUGAUCUUUCGAUGUCGAGUAAAGCAAAUUAUGUUGGUAGCGGACGUAGAAAAAAUGUUUCGUCAGAUUGGAGUCUGCCCGGAGGACAGGGCAUUACAAUGUGUUCUCUGGCGUCCUACAACUGCUGCAGAGAUUUCAACGUACGAACUCAACACUGUUACGUACGGAACCAAACCGGCUCCAUUCUUGGCUACACGAACGUUGAAGCAGCUGGCAAUUGACGAGAAGGAACGGUUUCCAUUUGCGGCAAAGGUUGUCUGCGAAGACGUCUACAUGGACGAUGUAAUUACCGGAACGGACGAUGUGGACUCAGCUAUUGAACUGCGAAACCAGAUGGACAACAUGAUGUCCAGUUGUGGAUUUCGGCUUAGGAAAUGGGCAUGCAACCGUGCGGAGGUUUUGCAGGAUGUUUCGGAGGACAAUUUAGCAAUUCCAAGCGCUUGUGGAAUCAACCUGGAUCGAGAUCCUUCAGUGAAGACACUUGGAUUGAUCUGGUUACCAUCAACAGACGAGUUUAUGCUGAAGUUAAAUGUUACUCAGACGGAUCCUGGAGAACAAUUAACCAAGCGGAAUGUUCUAUCGAAGAUUGCGUCAAUUUUCGAUCCACAUGGGUGGUUUGGUGCUACAAUAACAACAGCAAAAGUGAUUAUGCAGCAGUUAUGGACGCUCCCAGGCAACGACGGAAAACCGAUAGAUUGGGACCAGAAAAUAUCAUCGAUGGUGGGUGAGAGAUGGAGAAAAUUUGAGGAGCAGUUGCCAGUUCUCUGUUCGGUUCGACUUGCAAGAUGUGUCGUUGUUUCCAAUGCAACAUCCGUUGAAUUGCACUGCUUUGCGGACGCAUCCAAUAAGGCAUACGGCGGAUGUGUAUAUAUUCGAAGCCAAAACGCAAAGGGAGAAGUAAUGGUUCGCCUUCUUAGCUCAAAGUCACGAGUGGCUCCAAUCAAAAUACAGACGAUACCGAGAUUAGAGCUCUGUGGAGCGCUUCUAGUCACUCAGUUGUUCAAGGUUUUGCGGGAAGCGCUAAACAUUUCAGCAGAUGCAUAUUUUGGUCCGAUUCCACGUGCGUACUGUGCUGGCUCGGAUCGAUUCCGUCGACGUGGAAUGUGUUUGUAG